Chelmon rostratus (copperband butterflyfish) is the source of this 5553-nucleotide messenger RNA. RefSeq lists its product as uncharacterized. Lineage: Eukaryota; Metazoa; Chordata; Actinopteri; Chaetodontiformes; Chaetodontidae. The coding region runs from base 63 to 2705 and encodes 880 amino acids. The record is from RefSeq and is a predicted model, not a curated record. Gene Ontology annotation, molecular function: NAD+ poly-ADP-ribosyltransferase activity; metal ion binding. The transcript has 12 exons.
CCGAACUUCGUUUCUCCUCCUGAGAAAUUAGCUGCUACGGUUAGUCUGCGCGGUGGAGGGAAAUGCAGAGGAUCGUUAAAAUGAUGGAGGCAGAAAUACUGAAGUUCAUCUGCGCCAAUCAAGGAUCGGUUAACACUGAUUAUUUGUUGUUUAAUCUCGCUUUUGGCGAUUCGGUGAACGUGUCGGAAACUAUUUGUAACCAAGAGAAAUUUGCUUCGUGUUGCCCCUUCGGACAGCCGAAGGUGGUGGCCAGGACCAAUCUGAGACUGUGCCGAGCCAGAGACUGCCAGGGAACAUGCAGGGGCCUGCAUCUGUGUAAAAACAUCCUCUUCACGGGAUCCUGUCAGUUCAGCCGGUCCAGGAGAGGAUGCAUCUUCUCCCAUGCGCUGGACUCUGAGCACAAUACGAGGAUACUGAGAGAGCAUGAGCUGGAGAGUCUGAGCAGGGCGGAGCUGUGCACGCUGCUGCUGCAGAGCGACGACAGGCUCCUGCCACCUAUAUGUUAUGAUUACAACAAUGGUGGCGGGGAGUUCGGCAGGUGCCAGGAUGGUUCUGGUUGCAAGAGACUGCAUAUUUGUGAGAAGUUCCUGAACCGUGACUGCAGCUGCACCAGGGUUCACGAUUUUACUGCUCAACAGCCUUUGAAAAUCCUGCAGGAUAAAGGCGUGCCUGAAGACCUUAUUCCCUCCUUGAAGUCAGUGUAUGCAAAUAUCCAGGCUUUGAAGUACUUGGACAGAAAUGGCGAUAAGGGCAACAGUCCACAGCGAGGUGGUAACAGGGGCAACAGAGGAAACAGAGGCAACAGGGGCAACAGGGGAAACAGAGGAAACAGAGGAAACCAGGACCACUGUCCGCAGCGAACCCUUUCCACUAGUGAUAUCUUUGCUGCCAUCAGUGCCUUCGAUGACGUUGACAAUGGGCCAAAUAAAGGCAACAGUUACUCGCAGCACCCAACGUCCUCCACCAGUGACGUCUCUGUUGCUGCCAGCGAUGAUGGUCAGAGCACAAAACCAACACAAAAUCUGAAUAAAACUUCCACAGCUAUCAGAGGGAAAGUUGGCAACCGUGGCAACAGGGGCAACCAUCAACCACUGCCACGAACCCGUUCCACCAGUGACAUCAACGCUUCCGUCAACGGCGACGCAAACGGUGAUGAUUUGUCGAACAGAAGAGAGAGGAACAGGCCUGUCAGAGAUAAAACGGAGCUAUGCAUGUACUUCAUCAAAGGACACUGUAUUCAUGGGGAGCGAUGUUUUAAAGCUCAUGACAAGAUGCCCUACAGAUGGGAGAUCAGAGUGGAUGAUCAGUGGACCGCCAUGCCUGAAAAUGAAUCGAUUGAGAAGGACUACUGUGACCCUAAAAACACAAUCAGCAGCAGCUAUCCACCUGUGGAUUUUGACACAAUGACCCGUGGACCGAACAAAGUGCGUCGUCUCUCUACCAUUAACUCUUUGCUUGAGCCGACCUUCAUCCUCACCACUGAGUGGGUCUGGUACUGGGAGGAUGAGUACGGAAAGUGGAACGCGUACGCUUCAGCUGAUGGUGGACACAAACCAGCAGACAUGGACAGCUCUAAACUGGAGCAGAAGUUUCUGGACAAUGACAAAGAUGUGGUGGAGUUCAAGGCCGGUUUACAGUCAUAUUCACUCAGUUUUCAGGACAUGAUACAAACAAACAAGCAGUAUGGCACUAAAAAGGUUGUGAAAAGACGUCCCCGGUUUGUCUCCGCGGCUGAUGUCCAAACGCGGAGAGCGAGAAGGCCGCUUGGUCCAGCAAAUUUCACUACAAUACCAGACCACUGGGACAAGACACAGAUCCCUCAAACAGGAUACAAGCGAGUCUCCCUCCAGCGCUCCUCAGAUGAAUACAAGGAGAUUGAAGCUCUCUUCUGUAAAACCAUGAGAGGCUUUGACAUUGUCAAAAUCGAGAGGAUUCAGAACAAAGCUCUUUGGGAAGUCUUUCAGUGGCAGAAAACUCAGAUGACGAACAACAAUGGCGGGCGCAGUGUGACAGAAAAAAAGCUUUUUCAUGGCACUGACUCGAAAUACGUUGACGUCAUCUGCCACACCAACUUUGACUGGAGAAUCUGUGGAACUCAUGGAACUGCUUUCGGCAAAGGUAGUUACUUUGCCCGGGAUGCAAAAUACUCCCACAACUACACCGGUGACUCUGAUGUCAAAUCCAUGUUCAUCUCACGACUGCUGGUGGGAAACUACACCAGAGGGUCCUCCGACUACCGCAGGCCUCCUUCCAAGGAUGGCGGGGACAUAAACUUCUUUGACAGCUGCGUGGACGACGUCAUGAACCCUUCUAUCUAUGUUGUGUUUGAGAAGCACCAGAUCUAUCCCGAGUACCUGCUGCAGUACAAGACUACGCACCCGCUCGUUGACGUAUUUGGUGCUGCGUCUACAUCUGCAUCUGCACCGGCACCAAAACCAGUACCAGCACCAAAACUGGUACCGGCACCAAAACCAGUACAGGCACCGAGGCCGGUUACCCGACCCAGUGUGUCAGUUUAUCAACACAGCACAUCCACAUACCAACCUAGCACAUCAUUUUAUCAACCCAGCGCAACCCCCCAACCCAGGACUUUGUCCUACCAGUCCAGCACAAGCUCUUAUCGAUUCCAGCCCACACAGUCGUCUCCACCUUCCCCACCAACCCAGAGUGCAAAGAAACAGUCUGAUUCCUGUGUCAUUGCUUAGGGACAAAGGCGAAGUGAGGGCAGGCUUUGAUGGAGCUUCUGCAAAAAGUUUGGGGUCAUUUUGGUGAUAAAUGUUUCGUGAUGAGCUGCUUUUAUGCAGCAUAUGACAGUGUCACUUAGACUGGAAAACCAAACAACACUAUAGUUCUUAAUUACACAAAUUACUUAGUAAAGUAGAAAAAAAAUACUAUAAACAGGAAAUAUCAAUGGCAGAGCUGCCAAUUUCGAAGUAGCAUUCAAAUUUUAAACAAAUAUGUAGAAAAUCGGCAAAAGAAAAUGCAAACGAAUGCAUGUAUUACAAGUCGCGAACGUUAAAAUUUACGGUGGCGCUGGUUCUCCAGACAGGUGACAUUAAGAAAUCGCAAAAGAACGGUUUUAGUCGAUGUACACGUCAUGUACUUCAUGAUUUAUUACUCACUCAGGAAAUGUUACACAUCACAAUGGCAUUAAAAAAUCACAUUAAAUAAAAUCAUAUUCAAUAGCUGUAAUACUGAAUUCAUCAUAUUUAGCAAUUAUUGCAUUCAGACCAAAACAUGAAAAUCUCUUAAGCUUCUUCUAACUGCAGACCAUAUUUGAGGCUUCUAACCAAAAAGCUUUAUAGAAAAACCCACUGACUUUGAAGUGGACUUGAAGGGAAGUGGAAAUGCUACAAUGUUAACUCGUCUCUGGGUUUUAGGACUCUUGAUGCUGUCAUCUCCGGGUUUUAUAAUGUGUAUGUUAGCUGUUUUUGUUUCACAAAAUGGUAAGGGUGUAAGUUUAUUGAUUAUUUAAACCACCAGAUGCAGAUUUUGUGCUGAGUUAUUCCUUUGCUUAAAGGUGCAAUAUGCAUCUGAGAAUUUAUGUGUAAACAUUCAAAAAAGAACUAAAAUGUUCAACGGAGUUUGACGAAAUGACACUUUUGACAUUAUGUCAAUGACAUCUAUGUAUUGUAUUGAAGAGAUAUCCACUAAAGUUAGCAUGCUAACUUGCUAGCCACAGCCUGUCCUGUCUCGAAAUACCACUUUGUGCCUUAAGAGGCAAUCGUUCGAUAGCAUCGCCCACAGUAGUUUCAAAUGGGAGAUGUAUGCUAACAGCAAAUCUGCCACGUUUAAUAAGCUCUCUUUGCUUUUUGAAUCUAAUAAAUAAACUCAACUCACCAAAUGUCAAGAAAGGAAAUCUGUUUUCCUUAUCAAACAGAAAAAUACAACCGUACACCUUGUGAACUCAAGUUUCUCUCUUUUACGAACUUGAGACGAGGUUAAUUGCCGGGUUAACUCAUCGUAGAACACACUUAGUUGAAACGCGACAGAAACAGAAUGAAACUCACCAAAUCGUCUUUGUCUUUCCGCUGUUCCAACAACAAGAUGUGAAAGUAUUCUGGCUCUACAUGCGGUUUUCCAGGCUGGUGAUUCCCCACCACCGUCGUCGGGGUUUGAGUCCUGGUUGGAGCCGCUGGAAAUCACCUCGGUACUGCACUAUCCCAGCCGUCCAGCACCAACACUCAACCGGUGCUCCGAGCUCCUGGUCUGGGCAAAGUCGGCUAAUAGGGCCACUAGCUGCAUGGCUAACUGAGCUAAAUAGCUAACGCCUGCUUGUAGCUACAGCCACAAAUGGUGACAGUUAAGAGUGUAGUGAGCAGUUACUCUUACAUAUUGCACUAUUAAAUGUGCAAUAUGUAAUGUGUGACUAAAUGAAGGUUUUAACGUUUUGUAUAUGUUGCAAAGAUAUCAACUGAAGUUAGCAUGCUAACCAGCAAGAGGCGAUAGUGAGUCAGUGUAGCGCCCAGCCAGUCCAACAGCACCGAGGUGGUAUUGUUACCGUGUUUGGCUCCUAGCACCCCAACAGGCUGACCCCGCCGUAACCCUCACUCAGGCCUCCAGAGGUGGCGCUGACAGGCUGGCACCAUUCCCCGCCAGCAUUCCCCGCUGGGUCCCCCUGUCUCGACCCUGAAAACCUGCUCCUCCCAGAGGCCCAAAGCUCCUGUGCUAAAGGUGUAAACACCAACACUCCCCAUCAGAGGGGACAGUGAGCUAACGCUAAUUGGACUGCUAGCUGAUGCAGCUAGCUGAGAUAACCAGCAGCUACGGUUAGCAGCAGUUAGCUGUUACUCUGGUGAUAGCUGCCUCGUAUUUGAAGGGUGAAUUCAACAGGUGGCCAGUUCGUACAUAUUGCACCUCGAACGUUACUGUUCCACUAAAAUAAUACCGUUUCUGUUGAUGUUGUACAUUGAAAAAAUGCACACAGAAACAGUGUUUUAUUUUCCAGUCCUUACUCUGCGGCAUUGUUACUGGUGGAGCCGCAGUUCUCUGUGUCGUUCUCUGUCUGUCUCGUAAUUGAAUUGAAAACACCACCGGCGUUCGGGCCUCUUAGUGAAAUGAGGCAGGGCAUGAAAAAUGAUCAAUAUGGUUGCCGGUGCUUCCUGUGACAUGAGACAUUAGGUUUCAUACCCCCCCUUCUUAAACACACACACACACACACACAAACCGUGUAUACUGUACAUACACUAGCAAGCACCUCCUCUUGUGCUUCCUGACAAACUGCAGUGUGAAUGUGUUUGCAUGUUAAGAUUUCAUCUUAUCGUCACAUUUCAUCUCUAUAUCUCAUAUUUCCUCUACGCAGCCUGACUUUUUCAUUGAAUCAUUCCACAUACGAAAACAUGCAUUGAUUUACAAUAAAGCAGAACACGGAUUUUUACAAUAUCUGCAUUGAGUUAUACUACGCCUCUGCUUUAUGCAAUGAUUUAUAUUACUGUAUGAAUGUGAAGACAUUAAUUUGUUGUGCAGGCAUGUUUAUGUUUAGAUCUGCUCUGAUCAGUACAAAUGUAACAGAAAUUCUCUGAAAUAAACAUCUUUCGUUUGAGCCAUAGGAAA